GCUCCGCAUCAUCCUGCUACCUGUGUUUACUUGGCGCAGCUAAUAGCGCCAGAGCGAAAGGGAAACAGAGGGCUUGAGUUGACAGUGUGAUAGAUUAACUCUGGACUGUUUGGGAGCGACCUUCCGCCGGUUCUCUCAGUGUAAGCAGCAGCAGUGUAUUGAACUGAGCGGUGACGGAUAUCAACCUGGUUAGAAAAAAAAAAGAAGAAGAAGAAGAAGAAGAAGAAGAAAAAUACCCGUCCGGGAGCCGCGCACAAUCCCGCAGCAUUGAAAUGGACCAGAUAGGACGCCUGGCGUUGCCUCGGAUUCCUCUGUGAUCACCACUUGAUGGGACUGAGUUAAGCCGAGUGCCGGCCUGAAUAUUUAGCGCAACAGCGGAGAUCCCAGCCAAUCGCUAGGCUCUGUACAACUACCUCAAGACACGGGAACAAAAUAAAAGCUCCCAAAACAACUUUAUCUAACUUCAACCGACUCAGGAGAAAUGGAGAAGUGACAGCUGAAGAGCAGCAGGCAACAAAAGGCUGAUCCUUCAGACAUGUCAGGGCUGAAGCGCCAUCAUGACGGGAAGAUCGCCGGGCUGUACGAUCUCGAUAAGACGCUGGGCCGGGGACACUUCGCAGUGGUCAAGUUGGCACGACACGUAUUCACCGGAGAGAAGGUUGCAGUGAAAGUCAUAGACAAAACCAAGCUGGACCCGGUGGCGCGGGGCCACCUUUUCCAGGAGGUCAGAUGCAUGAAAAUGGUCCAGCACCCCAACGUGGUGCGCCUUUACGAGGUCAUCGACACGGCCACCAAGCUCUACCUCAUUUUGGAGCUGGGCGACGGGGGAGACAUGUACGACUGCAUCAUGAAGCACGAUGGAGGCCUCAGUGAAGAGGUGGCCAAGUGCUACUUCGCCCAAAUCGUCCACGCCAUCUCCUACUGCCACCGGCUCCACGUGGUUCACAGGGACCUGAAGCCUGAAAAUGUUGUUUUCUUCGAGAAGCAGGGCGUCGUCAAGCUCACCGACUUCGGCUUCAGUAACCGUUUCCAGCCCGGAAAGACGCUGAACACGUCCUGCGGCUCGCUGGCUUACUCGGCCCCUGAGAUACUGCUGGGGGACGAGUACGACGCUCCGGCAGUCGAUAUCUGGAGUCUGGGGGUGAUCCUCUUCAUGCUGGUGUGUGGUCAGCCUCCCUUCCAGGAGGCCAACGACAGCGAGACCCUCACCAUGAUCAUGGACUGUCGAUACACGGUGCCUCCGCACAUCUCCCCUGCCUGCAGAGACUUAAUAGGCCACAUGCUACAGAGAGACCCAAAGAAACGAGCAACGCUAGAGCAGAUCGAGGGCCACGAAUGGCUCCAAGGCGUCGACCCCUCCCCGGCCACCAAGCUGUCCACCCCCCUGGUGUCGUACCGCAGCCUAUCGGAGGAGGAGCACGGCUCCAUCAUUCAGCGCAUGGUGCUGGGGGGCAUCGCCGACAGAGACGCCAUAACCGAGGCUCUGGAGUCGAACCAAUACAACCACAUCACAGCUACCUACUUCCUGCUGGCAGAGAGGAUGCUGAGGGACAGGCAGGAGAAAGAGCAGCACAGCCAGACAAGGUCCCCCAGCCCGAGCAAGGCCCAGUUCAGGCAAUCUUGGCCUACCAGAGUAGAUGUUCACCAGGAAGUCAGUGACGGGAUUGGAGGUCCUGCCAUAUCCCACCCCGGAGGGCCCCAGUCCCCCGCCCGCAGCGCUGAGAGCCUCCACAAAGGCCCAAGGCCUAAAACUGCACUGCUGGACCUCAGUCAGCGGCAGGAGAUCCAGACGCCACCUUCCAGCCAACCGCAGCCUGCACGACAAAAUCAGGAGAAAAGUUUGAGACCCCUAGGGAAGCCCCACUCCAACCCCCUCAGGCUGGGCUCCCUGGGGUCUGUGGGACCGUGCAAACCACGAAGUCCCAGUCUGUUCAGCGUCGAGGAGGAUGAGGAAGAAGAAGGAGCAGAGGAUAAAUGCUUGCCCCCUUCUGCUCUACCUUCGCAAGUAGUGCUUCGCUCCAAAGUCUCCUGCUCCUCUUCCUCCAUGUCUUCUUCUAGCAAUCGUAUGACUUCUCGAAUGAGCGCUCCGGUUUUAAACCAGAUCCACGAGGAAGACAAAGAAGACGACGAAGAGGAGGAAAGUACAGAAUUACGUGGAUUUGGUCCUCCUAAGCCAAGUCUUAGCCUCAAUUUGAACUCUAGAAUACCAUCGCCAUCGACGCUAAUAUCCUCUCCGAAGACGCCGACAAACGCCACUUUUACCCCCAGCUCAGAGACAAGUGACGAAGACACAGAGAGUCAUUUUAAACCUCACGCAUUGACUGUGGUGGAUGAUAGGGAAGACAGGAAAGGGGACAGAGAAAAAAGAGGGGCAGGACAGGGAAGUCCACCCAACUGUGCCAGUCCAGGUUCGGGGUCAGUACAGGGGAAGGGUACGGCCAAGGCAGCCAGUGGGCUGGUGGAGAGUCUAAAACUCAUGAGUCUGUGUCUGAGCUCUCAGUUCCACAACCUGACGGGCGGAGGCGGGGGCGGCGGAGGAGGAGGAGGAGGCGGUGGAGUCGGUGGAGGCUCCGGCGGCGUCGGCGGCAGCGUCGGCGUCAGCAGCAGCGUCGGGGCCGACUCCCAAGAGCGCCCCAUGUGGCGGAUGUGCAUGGGCGGCUCCACCGGCAGCCUGGACAAAGUGUCGCUGCUCGGCGGGCCGUCGCUGAAGGGGAACCUCUACCACCAGCCGCCACUGGGGGACGUGCUGGCGGACCCUCUGCUGGACGGACCCUGCUCGGGAACCCUGAGACUGGGGGAGCUGGACUUGGCCCGGGAGAACCACAGGAACAUAAAGAACCGCGCGCUGCAGAUGCCACUGACCGAGAAGACGCUGUCGGUCAACAUUCACCGAGGCCCCAAGGAGGGUCUGCUCUGCACCCCGACCCCACACAGCUGCUGCCAGGUCAUAUAGCCCCACGCGGCCGUGUCAGUCACACUCCACCCCCUCUCCCGUUCAAAUCACUUCUCUUCCUGCUUUUUAUUCAGCUUACAACGACCGGUUGUCGUGAGUUCACACUGUUUUAUUUUCGUUUAUUUUUUCUUCGUUCUUGUUUGGUUUUGAUUAACACCUAACGGUGGGUCGCUGGGAGGGAAUCCAAACGCUAAAAAUUGCACAUUUGGAGACGUAAAAAGUCUCCACGGAGGUACAUGAAGCACUUUCAGUAAAAUUAAACAGAACACUAAGGGGACGUUUUGACUUGACGGUGUGUUUAAUCUGAGUCUUUAAAAAUAGAAGCAGAUAGAGGAGGAGCUCGAAACCGCUCCGCUUCUUCACACUUCUUCUACUGUAUGUGCACAAUGUUCACACCUAUCACUAAAAUAAGCUGACAACUGAAAGCUGGCAAACUUUAGUAUUGUGUUACAUAUCAUGACUUGUGUUUUUUUUUUUUUUUUAAUGUUUUUUUUAGACAAUCUUUUAUCGUAAUGUUUGACGUCC
Poecilia latipinna (sailfin molly) is the source of this 3478-nucleotide messenger RNA. RefSeq names its product SNF-related serine/threonine-protein kinase-like. Gene Ontology annotation, biological process: intracellular signal transduction; protein phosphorylation. The transcript is spliced from 8 exons. Gene Ontology annotation, molecular function: ATP binding; protein serine/threonine kinase activity. Bases 536 to 2953 code for a protein of 805 amino acids. Gene Ontology annotation, cellular component: cytoplasm. Lineage: Eukaryota; Metazoa; Chordata; Actinopteri; Cyprinodontiformes; Poeciliidae. The record is from RefSeq and is a predicted model, not a curated record.